AUGAUAGGAGUCAUAGAAUUAAAGGAUAGGCACACAUCCGAUAAAUUAGAACUGUGGUUGCUCGAAAUAGUUCAAAACUGGGAUAUUAAUUUGGAGAGUAUAGUUGUUGUUGUUUCUGACAAUGCUUCUAAUAUAACAAAAGCUAUAGAAAAUGUUUUUGGCAAAGAAAAACGUGUAGUUCUUUCGGAUUUAUUGCGAGAACAUUCCGACUUAAAAUUAAUCCAAAGCGUUGAAACCCGCUGGAAUUCUACUUUUGAUAUGCUUCAUCGAUUUAUCCAAUUGUCCGACAAAAUUGGACUAAUACUUUUGCAACAUCCUACAGCUCCAUCAAUGUUAACAGCAUUGGAAUUACAAACUGUAAGAGAGUUUGUACAAUUAUUGGAACCAUUUAAAACAGCAACAACUAUGCUUUCUGGUGAAAUGUACGUUACUGGCAGUCAAGUAAUACCGAUAUUACAUACAUUAGCAAAUCAAUUAGAAUUAUGCAAACCUAUUAGUGAAGAGGGACAACGCAUGAAAGUAAUUUUAACACAAGAACUUCAGGCACGGUUUAGAAAUGUUGAAUCUAAUUCUCUUCUUGCAAUUGCUACUAUUUUGGAUCAUAGAUUCAAAAAAAUUCAUUUUGUAGAUAAAAUUGCAUGCAGCCAUGCGGUAAACAAAAUAACGAAUAUUUUAAAUACUACUAAUCAAGAAAAUAUACAAGAACAGGAGGAAAAUAAUUUGUCUGAAUCUGUAAAUCAAAGUGGUGCUUUUUGGGCUUAUCAUGACGUAUUAAUAAAAAGAUGUAAAGAACGUGUUGCUUUUACUAGUGCAAACAAUGAAAUGCCAGAUGAAUUUAGAUAUUAUAUUAACCAGAUACCUAUUAAUAUAAAUGAAUGCCCGUUAAAAUAUUGGCAAAAUCAAUCGUUUUCCUCAUUAGCGACAUUGGCUAAGCGUUAUUAGCGACAUUGGCUAAGCGUUACCAUAAUAGCAACGUCUGUUCCGUCCGAACGUCUGUUUUCUCGAGCGGGAAAUAUUUUAAACGAUUUGCGAAAUCGGCUUACUGGGCAACAUUUGCAACAGUUAUUAUUUUUAAACUCGCUUUCAAUCGAAGAUUGGCAUUUGUAAAGUCUCUUUAUGGUUGAAACUACAUUUGUUGUAUAAAUAGAAUACUUUACAAGAGUGUCAAUCUUCAAUAAUCAUACUCAAUAAGUCGAUAGUAUAUCAGAAUCCAUUUCGUUUCGUUUUCAUUCUUAAUAUAAAAAAAAUAAAUUUUCCUUGAUUAAUUUUUCUCGAGCGGGAAAUAUUAAAUGAUUUGCGAAAUCGGCUUACUGGGCAACAUUUGCAACAGUUAUUAUUUUAAAACUCGCUUUCACUCGAAGAUUGGUAUUUGUAAAGUCUCUAUGGCUGAAAUUACAUUUGUUGUACAAAUAGGAUACUUUACAAGAGUGCCAAUCUUCAAUAAUCAUACUCAAUAAGUCGAUAGUAUAUCAGAAUCCAUUUCGUUUCAUUUUCAUUUUUAAUAUAAAAAAAUAAAUUUUCCUUGAUUAAUUUAAUUUAAGUU
Molecule: messenger RNA, 1543 nt
Organism: Solenopsis invicta (red fire ant)
Lineage: Eukaryota; Metazoa; Arthropoda; Insecta; Hymenoptera; Formicidae
Exons: 2
Coding region: 1-942 (313 amino acids)
Source: RefSeq, a predicted model, not a curated record